Messenger RNA from Didymodactylos carnosus, 699 nucleotides. The record is from the annotation of a GenBank genome assembly. Lineage: Eukaryota; Metazoa; Rotifera; Eurotatoria; Philodinida; Philodinidae.
AUGAAGUUUACACUCAUUCUCGCAGGUCUCUUCCUUUACUGUUGGUCCACGUCAGCACAACAACUGAAUACAUGUCGACCUGUAACUUGUAUGAUUGUAUGUCCAAAUGGAUUCGACGUAGAUGCAGAAAUAAAUUGUCCAGUCUGUCGAUGUAAAAAACCUGAAUUAUUAGCUCGAUGCCCUCCCGUUGCAUGCACAAUGCCGUGUCCACAUGUUAUUGAAGUAGAUCCAGGUACAAAUUGUCCAGUCUGUCGGUGCAGAAGUCCACAAAUUUCUACAGCGACAACGCCGCCAACAAUCUGUCUACCAGUAAAUUGUGCACUUUUCUGUUCAAAUGGUUUCGUUAUUGACCCGGAAACGAAUUGUGAAGUCUGUCGAUGUAAAAGUACGCACCACUCUACUUGUCUUGCACCAAUUCUAGAAUACAACUGUGAUCUUCUCGGUGCUACAAAGCCAACGUGUCCUGAAACACAUUACUGCAACUAUUUUUCACUUGGGGGUGAAAUGCGCGUGCCUCGAUGUUGUUUAAAACCAACCACAUCAUUCAGUACUGUAGCACCCUCAUCGACGAGUGAAAUGAUCACAACAUCAGUGACUAACCCAACUCAAAAGUCUACAACUACACGUCCUCCUACAUCGGCAUCACUUAGCGAGGAAUUGCAAGCCUUAGGUUUCAAUACAAUGGCAUCAACUCCAUGA